Molecule: messenger RNA, 420 nt
Organism: Effrenium voratum
Lineage: Eukaryota; Dinophyceae; Suessiales; Symbiodiniaceae
Source: the annotation of a GenBank genome assembly
AUGACUGUUCGUCGCAAGGGUCUAAUUCUAGUGCGAGAAAAGGGCAUAAUUCUAGUGCGCUCAUUUGGACUCAAAGAGUCUGUGCAUGUUGGGGCAAAGAGCUCAGAGAUCGAGAAACUUGGCUUUCGGGCCCCAGCUUUCCAAAAGCCGGGGCGCACCGGAGCCACACGCCCGUUGCUGGCUGCGGAAAGAAGCAAACAAGGCUUGGCCAAAGCGCAGUUCGAUGGCCGCGCCUGGAGCGAAGAGCACCCGGACGACUGCAACCACUACCUCAACUUCAAUGGGGGGGACCGGGUGGCUCGCGUUCUGCACGCCCAGGACUCCGUAGAGGGAGAUGAGGCGCGGUGGAUCUUUGGUCUCCGGGAAGGCUGCGAUGUGCCCGGCUGGUUUCCCGAGAUCUACGUGGACUUUGAGCGCUAG